Molecule: messenger RNA, 2299 nt
Organism: Callorhinus ursinus (northern fur seal)
Lineage: Eukaryota; Metazoa; Chordata; Mammalia; Carnivora; Otariidae
Gene: DCAF17
Product: DDB1 and CUL4 associated factor 17
Biological process (GO): protein ubiquitination
Cellular component (GO): Cul4-RING E3 ubiquitin ligase complex
Source: RefSeq, a predicted model, not a curated record
GGAACUACACUUCCCGUUGAGGGAACGGCUCCAGCAGGCCGCGCGUUACGGGGGCGUCACACUACCCGCACCAGCGCUGCAGAGUGUUUGAGGGGCAGGUCGAAGGGGUGUCUUUUCCUUCACUCUGCGCUCAGGCGGUGCCGAUUCCGCCUUAUCUCGCCCCACGGCCGUGCGCUCAUUGCCCGGCUCCCGGUGUCAGCUUUUCGAGUCCUUCAGGGAGUUGGGGCCUGGAGGUUCGGAGGUAACGGCUGCUGCCUUGCGCGGGAGCGAGGGGCGCUCCCCUCUUCAGCCCAGCCAACCCCGCACCCGGCCCUUGCCUCCAUGGGCCCAACUCGGAAACCCAACGUGUGCCGCCAGCUGAGUCGCCGGGCGCUGGGCUUCUUCUCGCGGGACGCAGGCGUGGUGCAGAGGACGAACCUGGGCAUCCUGAGGGCGCUGGUGUGCCAGGAAAGUACUAAAUUUAAGAAUGUGUGGACAACUCAUUCCAAGUCACCUAUAGCCUAUGAGAGAGGAAGAAUAUAUUUUGACAAUUAUCGGUGCUGUGUCAGCAGCAUUGCAUCAGAGCCAAGAAAACUUUAUGAAAUGCCAAAAUGUUCCAAAUCAGAAAAAAUAGAGGAUGCAUUAUUAUGGGAAUGCCCAGUGGGGGAAAUACUUCCCAAUCCAUCAGAUUAUAAAUCUUCACUCAUAGCACUGACUGCUCAUAAUUGGCUGUUUCGCAUAUCAGCAACUACUGGAAAAGUCCUUGAGAAAAUAUAUCUUGCUUCAUAUUGCAAAUUCAGAUACCUGAGCUGGGACACUCCUCAAGAAGUCAUUGCAGUCAAGUCAGCUCAAAACAAAGGCUCAGUAUUGGCCCGGCAGGCAGGCAUUCAACAGCCUGUUUUGCUGUACCUUGCAGUGUUCCAUGUUUUACCUUUUUCACUUAUAGGGAUUCUGGAGAUCAACAAGAAGAUUUUCGGGAACGUUACAGAUGCUACCUUGUCUCAUGGAAUACUAAUUGUGAUGUACAGCUCAGGACUGGUCAGACUCUAUAGCUUCCAAGCCAUCACUGAACAGUUCAUGCAACAGAAACUUGACUUAGGGUGUGCAUGCAGAUGGGGUGGGACUGCUGGAACUGUAGGAGAGGCUCCUUUUGGCAUUCCUUGUAAUAUUAAAAUCACAGACACACCUCCACUGCUCUUUGAGGUAUCCUCCCUGGAGAAUGCUUUUCAGAUUGGAGGCCAUCCUUGGCACUACAUCAUCACACCUAAUAAGAAGAAACAGAAAGGAGUUUUCCAUAUUUGUUCUCUGAAAGAUAAUUCCUUGGCAAAAAAUGGGAUCCAAGAAAUGGAAUGUUGUUCUCUAGAAUCUGACUGGAUCUAUUUUCAUCCUGAUGCUUCUGGUAGAAUAAUACAUGUCGGCCCAAAUCAGGUCAAAGUUUUAAAGCUAAAUGAAGUAGAAAAUAAUAGUGCCCAGCAUCAGAUCUCUGAAGAUUUUGUCAUUUUGGCCAACAGGGAGAAGAACAAAAAUGAAAACUUACCCAUUGUUACAGCUUCUGGACGGGUGGUGAAAAAAAAUUUUAACCUUCUGGAUGAUGACCCAGAACAAGAGACUUUUAAAAUUGUGGACUAUGAAGAUGAGCUGGAUUUGCUUUCUGUGGUAGCUGUUACCCAAAUAGAUGCUGAAGGAAAAGCUCACCUGGAUUUCCACUGUAAUGAAUAUGGAACUUUACUUAAAAGCAUUCCACUAGUGGAGUCAUGGGAUGUGACAUACAGCCAUGAAGUCUACUUUGACAGAGACUUGGUACUACACAUAGAACAGAAACCAAGCAGGGUCUUCAGCUGCUAUGUUUACCAGAUGGUAUGUGACCCUGCCGAUGAAGAAACAACAAACAGAAGUUGUGAAAAAGAUUCAAUACACUUUGAAACCUUGGACUGCCGCGGAAGGGAUGAGACUUAACAGUUAACUGAAUUCGUAAAGAUGACAACCAGUGGAAUGAGUCAUAUGGAGGACACUCUACCUACUCAGGUAAUAUGCAUCCAUAAAUUGAUCUCUCAAAUGAAAUUUUCAAAAGAAAAUGAUUUAUCAGUAAAUUCUUUAUCAAAGUUUUAAGGCUCAAUUAAAGAUUUUUAAUUUUCUUUUAGGAGGGCCCAAGUAGACAAUCAUUUCUAAAGCCUGCUUUGAACACCAUUUUUUCUUUGAAAAAUCACAAACUCCAAGGGCACAGCUUUUCAAGCUUUAUCUAUAAGAGUAAUAAGACUGGUUCAAGUAUGUUAAAAGAAAUAAAAUUUAAAAGCCAUUCUGAGGGUGCCUGGGUGGCUCA